AAAAAUUUUUGCAGUCACCAUAUACUGGAAUGAGUUUCAUGGGUUUUACAGUAACAGCCAGGCAAUUGUUGAAUUCAUAUUAUGGCUGUGCCAAAAGAUUCCUAUCAGGCUUGGGCCCUGUUGUGCUAGGCGCUGUACGUACAAAGAGCAGAUAGACCCACAAGCUCAUUUAAAACUAGCUGUAUAGCACUUGUGUAUAAUGAACAACUAGGAGGGAAGGGAGCAUGCAGCCUAACAGUUUAGGACCACAUGGCUGUAUGCACAGCAUGGUGGGCCUGAGUCAGUUCAAGUUCAAUUUUUAUAAAUAAAAUAUCCACACUGGCCAUAAAAUGCAGGCUAGGGUUGAGACCUUAUUGUGUGACAAUGACAUAGCAGGUUUCCUUCUUGAUUGUUUCACACACACACACACACACACACACACACACUCUCUCUCUCUCUCUCUGCAGCAGCCAGGGCCCAGGCUCCUAUGGGAGCCAGCUGCAGCAACUGCAAUACUCCAGAGAUACACUCCAUCUGAAUUGUUGGGAUCCCCAUAGCUACCAACUAUCCCUGCAGAUAUCUCCCCUAGGCUAAGUCCCUGCCAGUGAAGUUUCAAGCACAGUGGUUGGGUUAUGGCAGUGUUCGGAGUGAGAUGAAAGAACUCCACAUUGAUAGUGGGAAGGCAGCUCCUAUCAUAGUUCUGGAGAGAGUAGUGUGUCUACAUAAAUGUGUGAGUUCAGGAAUCCUUCAGUAAAGAGCUCUGGGUUUAGCUGUGCUGGCCUAGUGAAUUGCCUUUUUUGUUAAUUAUCUUAUUGUAGUCCUGCUGAGCAGCUCCUCUACACCACUGACACACAUGGCUAAGGGCUUGCAGGAUGUGAGUCAUUAGGAACUGAAACAAAAUGGGGAAUUUGGGAGACAGUGAGGUGGUCAAAUCAUUCUUUACUUUCUUCCUUCCUACCAUGUCAGGCGGAUAAAACACACUACCUGGUAAACAUCCACUUUGAGAAUUUAGAUGAACUUACUUUUCUCGCCAGCUAAGUGCUGUUGGGUUCUCCCCUUGUGACAAAUGGCUAAACUUUGCAUGGGUGACUCAUUCAAACCUUUAGUUUCUGCCUCUUCUUUUGCAAAACGAAUGAAUGUCUAAGCACUUGUAGUUCAAUGACACUAGCCAACCGAGGAAGUAAAAUAAUCAUAUGAAAGGGGCGUAGCCUGCUUGGUGCACUUGUUUGUGUUCAGUUGACAUCAGAGUUAUAACAAGCCUCUAAACACAGGGCUGACUUCCUUGUGGGGACAGCAUUGCUCAGAGUCCAGCCUGGUGCUUUAGCCGUGGGACAAGGCAGCCGGUGACUCAAAGCAUAGUAUCGGACAAGUCACAGAGCUCACUCUGAUCCAGCUAAAAGCAGCCAAGCGAACAAAAGCAUUAAGUAAAAGGAACAGAGAAGCCUGCUGAGACUGGCCCUGGCAGGUUCAUAUCCUGCAGACCGGUAACAGCCCAAGCCUAGAGGAAGUAUCUGCUGCACAGAUGGAAGCGCACCUGGGCAAGAUGGAGUUUUUCUGCAAGCUGGGGUAUGGCAAGCAGGACAUUUGCAAAGUGCUGGAAAAUCUGGGCCAAGGGGCCCUGGAGGAUGACGUGCUGAAAGAGUUGAUUCGGGUAGGUAGCAGGCCUGUGGCUCAGGAGAGGCAGGCCCAGCAUCCUCUCCCAAAACUUGUCCCCCGUGGGUCGUGUAGCAGUGCAGCAGUGCCCAAGCAGCCAGAAGAGGAGGCAAGCAAUUCUUCCAGUCACUUGAGACCUAUCGUGAUCGAUGGCAGCAACAUUGCUAUGAGCCAUGGGAACAAAGAAGUGUUCUCAUGCCGGGGGAUUCAGCUGGCAGUGGAUUGGUUCAGGGAGAGAGGCCAUAAAGACAUCAAGGUCUUUGUCCCAUCAUGGAGAAAGGAACCACCACGAUUUGAUAGCCCCAUUACAGAUCAGCACAUUCUUGAUGAGCUUGCAAAACAAACCAUUCUCGUGUACACUCCAUCCCGCAAGGUGAAAGGCAGGCGGGUGGUCUGCUAUGACGAUCGUUAUAUAAUUAAAGUGGCCCAUGAGAAAGAUGGGGUGAUUGUUUCCAAUGACAAUUACCGGGACCUCCAGAGUGAGAAUCCUGAGUGGAAGUGGUUCAUCGAGCAACGGCUACUCAUGUACUCCUUUGUCAGUGACAAGUUUAUGCCUCCUGAUGACCCACUAGGCCGUCAUGGACCUACUCUUUACAAUUUCCUCAGCAAAAAGCCAGUGCUUCCUUUUACCAAAUGGCAGCCCUGUCCUUAUGGCAAAAAAUGCACAUAUGGCAGCAAGUGCAAAUUUUUCCACCCUGAACGACAGUAUCAAGCUCAGCUGUCAGUGGCUGAUGAGCUCCGAGCCAAAACAAAGGCCUCGUCUCGAAGCCUGGGGACAGAGGAAGAAACAUUGAAGGCUGCCCCAGCUACAACCCAAGGAGGGACUGCAUCCCGAGGCGUUUGCAUAGAAAGGCUGCAGGAAUCCAGUGGCGUUACAGGCGGCGGCAGCAGCAGCUCCACUCAGAGCUUUGCAACGGAUUGGUUCCAUUCCACGCAACAGGAAAGGAGCUACACCGAGCAUUCAGCUAGAGCCUGGGGAGACAGGUCACUGUGUAAGCUAGAACACGAACAAAAUGUAUUACAGCAAGAUCUGCAGAGAGAGCAAAGGCUCAUGGAAAAGCAGCUGUCUGCGUUGUCCCUCAUGGACAAGCUAUAUAGCGCAAACAGGCUGGCAGACACAUCUGAGAGAGAGGAUGCAACCGACAGUACCCAUCAAUGCUGUAAUCUUAGCCACAAUCACUGUCACAAUCUAUAUGCAACUCAUCACAACCAUAGUUUGGACUGCCUGUGCUUACAACAGUGCAAGCUGCCUUCUCCUCUUCGCAGGCACCCAGCUCACUUUAAGCCUGAGCACUGCGGCAAUGUGCAAAUGUCAGCAGUGCAGAGUCAGAGAAUCCAAUACACGGUGGACAGAUCUCUGUCCACACAAGGCCUGCAGGCCCAACAGCAAGUCAUACACACUGUCAGGUCUCCUCUGAAUGGCCCAUUUCCCUACAGCAAACGUGAAGAUGGACAAUACCAAAGGCAUUUCCAGAAUCAGCCUCCCAUUCAGUCAUUUUUGUUAGACUCCCACAAGGGGCCUGGCUCCUUCAGCUAUUUACCCACUUCUCACAGCGAGUAUCUCCCGAAUCAUGCUCCAGAGCCACUUGCUGGAGAGCGAGCACACAUCCGCAGUGUGCUCUGCUCUGUCUUCCCAUACGAUGAAGUGGAUCGAGUUAUGUUCUUGUACCCUGAUCUCAAGGAUAUGGCUAGUUUAAUUUUACUAAUUCAAAGACACAGGCUCUUAUGAAGUGGAGGAAACUCUCCUCACAUCAGUGCCCCCAAAGAAAAACCAAAACCAAAACCAAGAGUCUUUGCCAGCUGCGGCCAGGUGUCCAAGGUUGUUUCCAGCUCUGCCAGUGACUCACUGUGUAGCCUUGUGCAAGUCAGUUAGACUUGAAUGGUGGCAGGCAGCCACUGGCCCCAGCAGGCAAUGGUAUGGAGCUGCACCCCCCAUGGAGGGAUCCUGGGGAGGGACUGUGCUUCAGAGAGCAAUUUCUUCUUUGAGGCACAAUCCUCACUGAGUUCCCUAGUGGACAGUAACACUGUGCCAUCCUUAGGGUCCCCCUGGUGUGGAUGGCCCACUCUAUUUCCUGUUGGGGGGCUGUUGCCCCUUCUCCCUCCCCAUCUCCUGUGAGAAGCCAGCGAGCCCUGGAUGUGGAGUAGGUCCUGGUGCUGCAGUUGUGACUGACCUAUAUGCAGAUCACACAAGGAACGUGUACUCUUUGAAAACCUUCUACCCAUCCAAAGAAGGGUCAGUCACAAUUGGGUCCGUUAAUCUGCCUGUUCUUUACUUGCUAACAGCAUUGCCCCACCUUACAGAGCAGUUGCGGCAAGGCUUAGUGUAUACUUUACAAGCACUUUAAGAACCUUUAAUCAAAGAUGCAGUUGGUUUCAACCUGUGGUCCACGGACCCCUGGGAGUCUGCAGACUAUGUCUUAAGACUUCCAAAGGGGCUGCACGUGCCUUUGAAAUACUCAUGGGCCUUCAAAUAAAAAAGAUUGAAAACCACUGUGCUGUGGCAUUGCAAGUAACGUGAUAUGAGCAACAAAUCUGUGGAUUUUUCGUGUACAAAGCUUCAUAAAAUGUCCUAACCCUGACAGCCCAAUUGCAUCAGCAGAGCAAUCAUUUGCCCCCUGCUCAUGAGAACACUGUGACACAAUCUUCCUUUGAAGAGAUUUGCAUUUUUAAAGGAUUCCCCUCAGAACUCAGAUUUUCUUUAAUAAAUAAAUGAUGACAACCCAUAGAAAGCCACAGAGCAUAUCUCCCACUAGCAUGGGCUUCCUCCCAUGAGGACCAAACUUCUUCCAGUCUCACACAGAGCUGCUCUCAUUGUCUUUCAGUUACUCUGUUGACAUGACAAAGGCUGAAUGGAAGGACUGAGGUUCUGUUCCCAUCGCAGAAAAGCAUGCAGUCUUCCUGCAGUGUCCUCAUUUCUGUGUGCUUACUUCAACUAUUUGGCAAAUUCAGAACUUCAGCAGAGGAUAAAUUCUGCAGUUUUUACUCACAGACGAUCUUAUCCACUGAAACUAAUGAGAGUUCAGCCCAAUUAAGGAAUAUAUUACUACAAGAUUUGAGCCCUUCCCAAAACAGGGUAGUCUCAGGAUGCAAUAACCUAUUUUGUGCUCUCUGGAAAAGGAGACAGUUUCACCAUGCCAAAAAUGAGUUGGGCACCCAAAGACAAACACACUAGAUCACUAGUCAUGUUUUAAAAUCUUAGCCU
Chelonoidis abingdonii (Abingdon island giant tortoise) is the source of this 4834-nucleotide messenger RNA. RefSeq names its product zinc finger CCCH-type containing 12D (gene ZC3H12D). Gene Ontology annotation, cellular component: cytoplasmic ribonucleoprotein granule; nucleus. Gene Ontology annotation, molecular function: mRNA binding; RNA endonuclease activity; metal ion binding. The record is from RefSeq and is a predicted model, not a curated record. NCBI's taxonomy places the organism in Eukaryota, Metazoa, Chordata, Testudines, Testudinidae.